GCGCAUUACAGACCGAGGCGAAAACCCGGAAGAUGCACGUUAGAGGAUACUAAACAAACAUCUUGCUGUAAUCUCUUCUCACAACUUACUUUAGGAAACAGUAACGCUCGUACAUCAGAUCUGCUGUAAUAUCUGACUUGACUUUGGCACUGACAGCUUGUGAGUGAUCCGGAUGAUGGCUGCCGUGUCGAUAAUGCUUCUGUAGCCGAGCUGCUUCUGACUCAUUGAAACACUGAAAACAAACUUUUGGCGAGCUCCUGAGCAGCAGCAGAAGAUGCCAACUCGUAACGUCGUGUCCAACGGGACUGCUAACAGCAAAGUUAGGUACUCCAGGUUAGCCACUGAUGAUGACGGCUACAUUGACUUACAGUUCAAAAGGAGCCCACCCAAAGUCCCAUACAAAGCCAUAGCACUAGCCACAGUGCUCUUCUUAAUCGGCUCGCUGUUAAUCAUCAUUGGCGCCCUUCUCCUGGCUGGAUACUUUGGAGCCACUCACUCGGACCGAACCGUGCCUGUCCUUAUCAUUGGGAUCCUUGUCUUCCUGCCUGGAAUUUACCACCUACGAAUAGCUUACUAUGCUUCAAAGGGCUACCGUGGCUACUCCUAUGAUGACAUCCCAGACUUUGAUGACUGACAAACACCACAGCUUCAGCCACAGUCUUCCUGUACUCACAUAUACUCAUAAUAUUCUGCUUGUGCUAAUUUAAAUGUGCUGAUAUCUUGAAAGAAAAUAAGGUUAAAUUCAUUCUGUAAAUUACCUGCAUCUAAAUCUGAAGGAUUUUGAUUAUUGUCAUGGGGUUAUAUGUCUAGGUAUCUGAUGCCAGCCUGCUAUUUAUGAAGCCAAAUCAGUAGCAGAUGUUGUUUGAUUUGUAUAUUUGUUUUGUUAGCUUGAUAAAUUAAUAAAACUGCAAUUUGAAGAGUC
Molecule: messenger RNA, 922 nt
Organism: Siniperca chuatsi (mandarin fish)
Lineage: Eukaryota; Metazoa; Chordata; Actinopteri; Centrarchiformes; Sinipercidae
Gene: tmem230b
Product: transmembrane protein 230b
Exons: 3
Coding region: 275-634 (119 amino acids)
Biological process (GO): synaptic vesicle transport
Cellular component (GO): synaptic vesicle; endomembrane system
Source: RefSeq, a predicted model, not a curated record